ACAAAACCCUUCCCAUUCCUAAAGUUUUUAUUUUGACGGCAGUUUAUAUUCCCCAACGGAACCAAACCCACAAACCAAAUCCUUUGUGCCCUAAUUUCUCAAAUCCAAACCUCACUUUUCACCGCUCCAACGCUUAAUUCUGAUCGACACUUUUGCCGUCGUUGUUCACCAGUCAGUUAACGGGGAUUCUUUUAUUCUGUUUUAUUGACGAAGUGACAGCAAUGGAUGAUUGGGAGGAUGAGCAAAUUGCUCCACUUAAUCUUACAGUAAAAGAUCAAGUUAAAAGUAAAUGGGAUGAUGAAGAUGUGGAUGAAAAUGAUGUGAAGGAAUCAUGGGAGGAUGAAGACGAGCCUGCUCCGGCACCUGCAGCACCUGUUGUAAAAACUACUGAAAAAGCUUCUAAAAAAUCUUCUGAUAAAGCUACUGACAAGAAGGGUAAGACAGUAGAACCAGUAAAGGAGGAAGAACCAUUGGAUCCUGUGGCUGAGAAACUUCGCCAACAAAGAUUAAUUGAAGAAGCAGAUUAUAAGUCCACUAAGGAAUUGUUUGGUGGGGGAAAAGACGAGAAGAACAUUGACACUUUUAUACCAAAAUCUGAAAGUGAUUUCGUGGAGUAUGCAGAGCUUAUUGCACACAAGCUUCGUCCUUUUGAGAAAAGUUAUCAUUAUAUGGGCUUGCUAAAGGCAGUAAUGAGAUUAUCAAUGGUUUCUCUAAAAGGGGCAGAUGCCAAAGACAUUGCUUCCUCGGUAACUGCCAUUGCAAAUGAGAAGAUAAAGGCAGAGAAAGAAGCCAAUGCCGGCAAAAAGAAGACAGGUGGCAAGAAAAAGCAACUUAAUGUGGAUAAACCUGAUGAGGAUUUUAUUAAUGAUGAUCGCUAUGAUGAUCUGGAUGAUUAUGAUUUCAUGUGAAAAAUUUUGGUUCAGUUCCAUUCAGAUUAAGUUACGGGAUUAAACUGUUUCAACCUUGGAAGUUGGGACAUGACCCUUCGGCAUACCCUGUCAAAAUUUAACGAGUGCUGUCCCGUAUUUUGUCUAAUAAGAGUGUGCAUCAGUGUCUUGUUUUCUCAUUGUCAAUUUUGUCACAACCAAUAUGUACUUGGACCUUAGUGUUAUAUGAUUCAUAGAACUUAGAGAUAUGAUCGUGUCAACAUUCAACAUUAACUUGUUUUCGAUUAUGUUCUUGGAUUGUAAGAAUAUAGCAUGACAUUUUCUUGUUAAGGGAACUCUUGUUAUAGUCUUGUUUUAUUAAUGUUGGAUGUUGAUAGCAUUUAUAACA
Messenger RNA from Cajanus cajan (pigeon pea), 1275 nucleotides. RefSeq lists its product as uncharacterized. NCBI's taxonomy places the organism in Eukaryota, Viridiplantae, Streptophyta, Magnoliopsida, Fabales, Fabaceae. Gene Ontology annotation, cellular component: eukaryotic translation initiation factor 3 complex; cytoplasm. The record is from RefSeq and is a predicted model, not a curated record. Gene Ontology annotation, molecular function: translation initiation factor activity.